Messenger RNA from Plectropomus leopardus (leopard coralgrouper), 19927 nucleotides. The record is from RefSeq and is a predicted model, not a curated record. NCBI's taxonomy places the organism in Eukaryota, Metazoa, Chordata, Actinopteri, Perciformes, Serranidae.
GUUUAACACCGAAAAGACGCCUAAAUGACUUGUUAAAAUGUUCUUUGUAUUCUUGGACUUUGAGCCGAACAUGGUUUACUUUGUGCUCUUGGACACGACUCUAGACAAAAGCAUGAUGAGCCCGGGAUCAGACGGGAAACACCACUUCUGAAUCUGCAUUAUGGAAACAUAUCAAUCAAGAGACCAUGUGGAGGUCUUCCUGGAGGAGUUCAGGGAGCAGAUCCUUGCUGGGCUGAGAUCACCAGCAGCCAUCAUAGACGCCUGGAUCUCACUGCAGUCAACAACCGUCCCUGAAGGUCUGACACCACAGGAACAAGUCAGGGAGCUGUUCGAUGCUGUGGAAGAAGGAACAUCACAAUCCAAAGUUUGCUUCUACCAGAUACUUUCACAAGAGGAAUCUGAGCUAAUAGCUGAUUUAGAGCAAAGACAACAGAACAGCAGGACAACCCAGACAGAACAGAAGUGGACAAUGGAGAUCACCAAGCCUUUAGAGGACAAACAAACACAAGUUGAAAUAAAAGCCAGAAGGGGGACAAUUAGAAGACAAAGAGAAUUGACAUGUCAAGUAAUUGAGGAUAUUGAACAACUUUUGGAAGAAACACAAAGAGAGAGACAGGAAAUAGAUUACCUGAAGACAAAAACAGAGCAGCAACAGGAGGACAAUGGCCGGCUGACAGCUGAAAAGUAUGACCAGGACUUAAUAAUAAAAAGACUGAGAUUACAGAUAGAAAAUGUUAUUGAGAAACUGGAGGAGAGUAAAAAUGAAGCCACUCAAGAAAAAAUGCAACUACAGAAAAUGCAGAAUGAAAUAUAUCAAGAGAGGGAAACUCUGGAAAAAAGAAGGAAGGAGCUCAUCAAUGAGCGGCACAAGUUGGAAAUGAUCAAGUAUGAUAAGACAAAAGAACCCACAGAACCCACAGAGCAGAUAAAGAGAGAGCAGGAGAGGCUGAUGGCAGACAGUCUGCUGAGUCUGAUUAACAAAAAUAAGAAACUAAUGCUCGAAGCAAAGCAGGCAAAAGAACAAAUGGAGAAAAACAUGGAAAACGUAAAACAAGAGUUAAAGAGAAAUAAAAAGCAUAUUUCACAACAUAGAGAACAAAUUGAGCACAUCAAACAUCAAAUUGAUGAAAAUAUCAACAAAAUGAAGCCAAUGUGGAAGAAAAUUCAAAGACCCAUUGAAAUGCAAAAAGGCACAGAGACAGAAAGCAGAGAAAGACAGAAAGAAGAAAAAAACACUUUUGACACCGUGAAGAUUAAACUCUGCAGAAUCCAGGAAGAAAUGGAAUAUCUUUGGGAUGUGAUGGAAGAUAGUCAACAACAACAGGAAGUAAAAGAGAUGCAGGAGCUAAAGACCCCAAGCAGUCAAAUGAAAGAUGUCACAUCUGACUCCAAAAAGCAAAGAGAAGACACAGAUGGGAGCAUGAAGGCAGCAGAAUCAGAGAUAAAGGGUGAUAUGCAGAGGCAAAGACAAGACAUAAAGAACAAGUUGGCCCAAUUGCAAUCUGAAAGAGAUGAGAUACAAAAAAUCAAGGCUGAAAUACAGACGGAGAGAGAAAACAUUGAGAGAGACAGGCACUUAGCUAAAGCAGAAAUGAAUGAAAUGAAGUGUGUGAGGGAGAACAUUGAAAGGGAAAAACAGGAACUGGACGACAAGUUACAGAGAACAAAGAAAGAGAUAAGAGAGAUGGAAGUGAUGAACUCCGAGAUUGAAAUUAAGAAAAAGGACCUGAUGAAACUGAUAAGAAUGAGCAGGAGAAAGAAGGAAGAGAUCGGCAAGAUGACAGAAGAGAGUGAACAUGGUAAAGACGACACAGACGUGGAGGACAGAUUUGAUGGGCAGAAGAUAAGACUUCAACAAGGUGACAGAACCAGAGAUAUGACACAACAUGAAGAAAAGCAGUUUGAGGAAGGCAACAUGGAGACAAGCAUUGAGAAUGAGGUGAACACUGGCAUGAGGAGAGUGAUUCUUGACAUCGAAGAGAUCAGAAAGAUGCUGCGCAGGGUGAGAGAAGACACGGAGCAAAGCCGGAGGGACUGCACAGAAGAAAAGAGCCAAAUCCAAUGGACGAAUUUUCAAAUGAGAAAAAAGAGACGAGAGCUUGACCACCAGCUGGAGAAGACCUUAAACGAGAAGGACGAGUUAGAAAUCAUGAAGGUGAAGAUACAACAACAGAGGAAGCAGAUUGAACAAAAACUGGAAGAUACAAUUACUACAAUUCUGACUGUGGGUGAGAUAAAAGCUAGCAUAGAAAAAGCUGCUGCAGAGAUGAACAACACCAGGGAGGAGAUGGUCAAAGCCCAGAAGAAGAUGGAGAAAGACAAGGAAGAGGUCAAAAAAAUCAUGGAUAAGGUGACUUCCAUGAAAGCUCAGGUCAGCAAAUGGACACUGACAGAAUCUGCAAUCAAAAGGACUGUUUCAGGGCAUUCUUCUGAACUUCAAGAGCCACGGGAAGAAGAGCACACAGAUCAGACAUUUGAACAGACACAAGAACUGAGUUUUUUUGCAGUGGACGUGAAGGAAGAGCAGAAUGUUUUCUUAAAGAUGCAGACAGAAAUUUGUGAGGAAACGUUAAUAGAUGAUGAUCAAACAGAAUUAGUGACACGUGUAAGAGAAAUGGAAGAAGUGGAGAAGCAGAUUUCCGAACUCAGGGAGAGAGAGGAGGAAAUAAGGGAGCAAAUAAUGCAUAAUAAAGAGAACAUGGAAGAUAAAAGUCAAGAGAUUAAAAGGAUCAUUAUGGAAAUAAAUGAGCUGCAGAGCCAAAGACCAGAUUAUGAAAAUGGGUUACAAAUUACAGUAAGGGAAAGCACUGAUGUGUUCAAACAUGAGAUAGUUAAAUAUGAAGUUAAACUGCAAAAAUAUAAGAGUGACAAUAAGGUGGAACAAGAAGUUAUUGAUGAUGUUCAGAAGCAAAAGCAAAGUCAGGGGGCAAGAGAAAAAAUGCAGACACAAAGUGAGGAGAUAGAUGCAGGCUCUGCUAAAAAGGACAUAGGAAGGGCUGACAUACAACAAAUUAGGGCAGAGAUUUAUAAAACACAAGAAAUCAUGAGACUAGUAAAACUAGAACUUGAAAACCAAGCUGAAAAAAGUGAUAUUGACAAAGAACAGAAGGAAGACGACAGUGAAGUGGAAGGAUUGCUUCAAGACAUGAAACGAUUCCGAGAGCUUUUGAAAGUUGUACAGACAACAAUGAGGCAAAAAGAAAUGCAUCUGAAAGAAGAAAUGAGCAACAUGAAAACUGCCUCUAAAAAACAAAAAAGACACCUGGAUCAGAGGUUAGAGAAAACUUUGAGAGAGAGAGAUGAAUUUGAUAUUUUAAAGAUAAAAAUGCAGAGGCAAAUUGAAGCGACUGAACAGAAGUUGGUGAAAAUGGCACAAGUUAAGAGCACUGUAGAGAAACUUGCUGCAAAGACUAGACAGAAAAGUGAAGACAUAGAGAUUAUUAUGAAGAAGACUGAAGUCAAACUGAGACAGUUGGAAGAUCUGAACGACAAGAUUGAGGCUACAAAACAAGAAUUAGAAAACACCUAUGCCCCAAUGUCUAAGAAAAGAGCUGAGCUUGAAAAACUCAAGACUGCAAUCAGGCAGAAAAGGAAUAGCGAAUCUGCCUUAAAAAGUGCUGAAAGGGAAGACAUGAAGACACAUGACAGUGGUGAAAUGGGCAAAGAAUUAGAAGAACUGGAAAAUGAAAUCUUUCGACUCAGAUCAGAAAGGGACAACCUGGAGAGGGAUAUAAAACUAAUAAUGGACAGUUUGGAUCAGAAAAACAAUGAAAUCAAACAACUGAAAGAGGCUGUGAGUGAGCAAGGGAAACAAAAUACUGAGAGACAAGAGAUUGAGAUGCUGAAACAGCAGCUUGAAGUAGAGAGGCAGAAUGCUAGAAUGGAAAGAAAUCAAGCUGAGGAAGAAAUGCAUGAGAUUAACCGUUUAAGGAAGACUAUCGAAAAACAAAAGCAGGAGCUUGAUGACAAAGUGCAAGUGACCAAAAGAGAAAUAAGAGAAAUGGAGGCACUGAAGUCAGAGCUGGAAAUAAAGAAAAAGGAAAGUGAAAAGAUGUUUAGAAAAGCCAUGCGAAAAAAGGAGAGGGAAAUAAAGUGGAAUGACAUACAAAGAGAACAGGAAAAUUUGAGGAAAGAGACCAACAAGAGAAAAGGAUUAGACCGAAGACCUGAUCAAGCCAUGAGAGAGAAGGAUGAGUCAGAAAUGUUGAGGAUAAAACUGCAAAGGCAGAAAGAGGGGCUGGAGAGGGAGACAAUCAAAGACCAGACUGUUUCUAUCGAAAUAUACAGAGAAAACGAAAAACAAAGACGAGAAGAUCAAGAAGGGAAAAGCAUCAACAAGGAAGUUGAAAUGAUGCACCGUGGCUCAGAAGCCACAGAUUUUAGUGUUGACCUUCAAAACACGAGACAAAGAAUUCAUGAAAAUUUGGAAAUGAUGAGGAGGGAAAUGGAAGUUCUUGAAAAUAUAAAUACUCAUUUACAGAAACAAAGAGAAGGGCUCAAAGCAAUAGAAGCGGAGAACAGGACUGUAAGAGAUAACAUGAUCCGAAUAAAGAUGGGCAUUGAAAAAAUGACAAUGCAAACAAAAGCAGAGAUGGACAACAUGCUCCGCAUAAGGGACGAUAUUCAAACCAAAACACAUGGGCUUAAAAUCAGAUUAGAAGAAGUUAAAAGAGAACGAAGAGAAAUGGAAGUGUUGAAGUCUGAGUUGGAGAGCGAAAGAAAAGAAAAUCACAAGUUGAUCCGAAAAGGCAUUCAAAAAGAGGAGGAAGUUAAAAAGAUGUUGGCUAAGGUCAAAACAGAGAAAGAUGUCCUGAAGAGGGAGAAACAGAAGGGGAAGAAAGAGUUUGAGGAGCGACUGGAAAGGAUCAACAGAGAGAGAGAUGAAUUGGAGAUUCUGAAACUGAAGUUGCAAAGGGAACGGGACUGGAGAGUAGGUGAAAUACAAGAAAAACAAGGUCUAAUGAGAAUGUCAAAUGUGGAAACUGAAAAGGACAUUGCAAAAGAACAGUGGAAGCCAAACACUGGUGAAGAACACAAAGAUCUUGAAAAAAUUCACACAGAGUUUAAACAAGACAGAGAGGAUCUGGACAGAGAAAGUGAGAUGAUGAAAAAAGAGAAACUGGAUUUUGAACUGAUGAGGUCAAACAUCCUGAAACAAAGCAACAAGUUAAAACAGGCAAUAGAAGAUAUGAAAGAGCAGAGAGAGAAAUUAGAAACCACAAAGUCUGAGCUACAAAAGAAGAGAGAACAUGCAGACAGUCAGUUUGAUGCAAUUAAUAGGGAAAAAAAAGACAUGAACGAUCUGACCCUUCAGCUUCAGACAGAAAGAGAAAAGCUUGAGGAUGCCAUGAACAUGAUUAUCUUGAAACAAGAAGAACAAGAACUCAAGGACAACGAGUUCAAAAGACAAACACAAGAACUGGAAACCAGUAAGAACAGUGUACUGGCAGAAAGAGAAGAAUUAGACCUUUUAAGGAAGGAUCUCAACAAGAAGAAAGAAGAGGUUGAAGCUGCCAUGAACACCAUCAGUGAUGAGAAAGAGCAACUCACUAAAAUGAAGGCUGAAUUACUCAGGGAGAGGGAAGGGCUCUCAAAUGACGAUGAAAGAGCAAAAGAACUGUCUGAGCUGAAAAUGAAAACUGAUCAGUUAAAUAUUAAAAUGAAAACCAUGGAAACUCUGACAGAGAAGCUAAAACAUUUAAGUGAAACAACACAAGAAGUUCUAAAAACCAAAAUGGAGAAAUUAGAACAACACGCUGAAGAUGUGCAAAAACUGUGCAUUGCAUCAGAACAAAAGCAAACAGAACUUGUAGAAGAUAAAAACAAGUUAUUUGGUUACAUUAAAGAGUUUAAAAGGAAAAAUCAAGGUUUCAUGAACAUGAUAUCAGACAUGUCCCAAAGCAGAAAUGAAAUGGAAGAUCAAGGGAAGCCAACUCCUGUUCUGGAAACACAAGAUGGUGAAGAACUUAAGACGGAGAUGACCCAAGAGGGAGACAAUCAGAAAAUGAUCUACGACUCUAUUACCAGAGAGAAACUGCACUUGGAACUGAUGAAGUCUGACAUCGUUAGACAAAGGGACAAAUUAAAACAAGCAAUACAAGACAUGAAAGAUGAAAGAGACAAACUGGAGAUUACAAAGUAUGAACUCCAAAAGAAGAAAGAACACACAGAUAAUCAGUUUGAUGAGAUUCAUAGAGACAAAAACAACAUUAAAGAUCUGACUCUUCAGCUUCAGACAGAGAGAGACAAACUCCAAAAUGUCAUGAAUAUGAUUAUCUUAAAACAAGAAGACCAAGAACACAGGGACGAUGAAUUCAAAGGACGUACACAAGAACUGGAAUCCAGUAGUAACAGUGUACUGGCAGAAAUAGAAAAAGCAGAGCUUUUGAGGAAGGAUCCAGAUGAGACCACAGGAAAUGCUGAAACUGCAAGGAACACCAGAAGUGGAGAAAGAGAACAAGCCAAUCAGAUGAAGAGUAGUACUGACAUGGACAGACAAAUGGUGGAGAAUGAAAGUGACAAAAAGGAAGAAGACAAGUCGGAGCUGAAAAUAAGAGAAGAUCAGCUCUUAGAUGAAAUAAAGUCGAUGGGAACUCUGAGAGAAAAGCUUCAACAGCUGAAUGAAAGGAUGAGUGAAGAUAUGAAAAGAAAAAUCAUCAGAAUGGAACAAACCAGUGUAGAAGUACUGAGACUGUUUGGUGUUUUGAAGCAAAACCACGAGGCUCUGGAUAAACAGAAAGAAAAUAUGUCAUGGUACACUGAAACACUAGAGAGAGAAAGAGAUGGGUUGAAGGAUGUGUUGUCAGAAAUUGCCAUUCAGAGACAAAAAGUUUUCCCCAAACAAGAGAGUUUGUCUGAAAAGACACAUCUUAACAAACUGAAGGCAGAGCUGAAGCAAGAGAGAGAUAAUCUGGACAAACAGAGUCAGAUGAUAAAAAAAGAAAAGCUAGACUUGGAGCUGAUGAGAUCUGACAUCCUGAAACAAAGUGAAACAUUAAAACAAGCAAUGCAAGAUAUAGCAAGGCAAAAAGACAAAUUACAAACAACAAAGUCUGAACUACAGGAUAAAAAAGAACAUGCAUACAGUCAGUUUGAUGAGAUUAAUAGAGAGAAAAAUAUAUUGAAAAAUCUGACCCUUCAGCUUCAGACAGAAAGAGACAAACUUACGAAUGGGAUGAAAAUGAUCAUCUUGAAACAAGGAGAACAAGAACUCAAAGAUGAGGAGCUCACAAGACAAACACAGGAACUGGAAACCAGUAAGAACAGUAUACUGGCAGAAAGAGAAGAACUGGAACUGUUGAGGAAGGAUCUCAACAAGAAGAGAGAAGAGGCUGAAGCUGCCAUGAACACCAUCAUUGUAGAAAGAGAACAAGUCAGUCAGAUGAAGAGUAAUACUGACAUGGACAGACAAAUGCUCGAGAAAGAAAAGGACAGACUGGAAGAAGAAAAGUCUGAGCUGAAACUUCAGACAGAAAGAGACAAACUUAAGAAUGCCAUGAACAUGAUUAACUUAAAAAGAGAAGAACAAGACCUCAAAGAUGAGGAGCUCACAAGACAAACACAGGAACUGGAAACCAGUAAGAACAGUAUACUGGCAGAAAGAGAAGAACUGGAACUGUUGAGGAAGGAUCUCAACAAGAAGAAAGAAGAGGCUGAAGCUGCCAUGAACACCGUUAGAGAUGAAGAAAUCAAAGAGCAAACACAAGAACUGGAAAACAACAGAAGCAUGUUACUGGCAGAAAGACAAGAACUGGAACUUCUGAGGAAGGAUCUGAAAAAUAAGAAGGAAGAGGUUGAAGCUGCCGCAAAAUCUAUCAGCAAAGAGAGAGAACAAGUCAGCCGCAUGAGAAGUAGUGCUGACGUGGAAAGACAAAUGCUUAAGAAAGAAAAGGACAGACUGGAAGGGGAAAAGUCUAAUCUGGAAACAAGGGAAGAACAACUUUUGGGUAAUAUCAAAUCAAUGGAAAAACACGAAGAACAAGAACUCAAAGAUGAGGAGCUCACAAGACAAACACAGGAACUGGAAACCAGUAAGAACAGUAUACUGGCAGAAAGAGAAGAACUGGAACUGUUGAGGAAGGAUCUCAACAAGAAGAAAGAAGAGGCUGAAGCUGCCAUGAACACCAUCAUUGUAGAAAGAGAACAAGUCAGUCAGAUGAAGAGUAAUACUGACAUGGACAGACAAAUGCUCGAGAAAGAAAAGGACAGACUGGAAGAAGAAAAGUCUGAGCUGAAAAUAAGAGAAGAUCAGCUCCUCAAUAAAACCAUGUCAAUGGAAACUAGACAAGAACUUGAAAAUCAACUGAAACUAGAGGUGUUGCUGGAAAACAAACAUCUUAUCAAACAGAAGGCAGAGCUGAAGCAAGAGAGAGAAAGUCUGGAUAGAGAGAGUGAGUUGUUGAACAAAGAGAAAGCAGAGUUGGAGCUGAUGAGGUCUGACAUCUUGAAACAAAGUGACACAUUAAAACAAGCUCUACAAGAUGUUAAAGAGGAAAGACACAAAAUAAAUAUCACAACAUCUGAGCUGCAAAAGAAGAAAGAAGAUGCACACAGUCAGAUUGAUGAGAUUACCAGAGAGAAAAGCAACAUUAAAAAUCUGGCCACUCAGUUUCAGUCAGAAAGAGACAAACUUAAGAAUGCCAUGAACAUGAUUAUCUUAAAAAGAGAAGAACAAGACCUCAAAGAUGAGGAGCUCACAAGACAAACACAGGAACUGGAAACCAGUAAGAACAGUAUACUGGCAGAAAGAGAAGAACUGGAACUGUUGAGGAAGGAUCUCAACAAGAAGAAAGAAGAGGCUGAAGCUGCCAUGAACACCAUCAUUGUAGAAAGAGAACAAGUCAGUCAGAUGAAGAGUAAUACUGACAUGGACAGACAAAUGCUCGAGAAAGAAAAGGACAGACUGGAAGAAGAAAAAGAAGAACAAGACCUCAAAGAUGAGGAGCUCACAAGACAAACACAGGAGCUGGAAACCAGUAAGAACAGUAUACUGGCAGAAAGAGAAGAACUGGAACUGUUGAGGAAGGAUCUCAACAAGAAGAAAGAAGAGGCUGAAGCUGCCAUGAACACCAUCAUUGUAGAAAGAGAACAAGUCAGUCAGAUGAAGAGUAAUACUGACAUGGACAGACAAAUGCUCGAGAAAGAAAAGGACAGACUGGAAGAAGAAAAGUCUGAGCUGAAAAUAAGAGAAGAUCAGCUCCUCAAUAAAACCAUGUCAAUGGAAACUGUCAGGAAAAAACUACAACAGCUGAAUGAAAGGAUGAGUGAAAACAAUGAAGAUGCUCUGAUGCUGUGCACCAAAUUGAUCCAAAAACUUGUGGCUCUAGGUGAACAGCAAGAAAACAUCAUUCAUAACACUGAGCUGUUCAAGCAGGAAAAGAAAAACCUGACAAGUGUAGUGUCAGAGAUGAUCAUCCAGGGAAAAGACAGGGAAAAUCAAUGGAAGCAGAAAUUUGAUUUGGAGAAACAAUAUCUUGAAAAUCUUGAGGCAGAGCUGAAGCACAGCAGAGAGAAACUGGACAGAGAGAAUGAGAUGAUGAACAUAGAGAAAACUGGACUUGGAGCUGAUGAAUUUCAGUCAGAAAGAGACAAACUUAAGAACGCCAUGAACAUGAUUAUCUUAAAAAGAGAAGAACAAGACCUCAAAGAUGAGGAGCUCACAAGACAAACACAGGAACUGGAAACCAGUAAGAACAGUAUACUGGCAGAAAGAGAAGAACUGGAACUGUUGAGGAAGGAUCUCAACAAGAAGAAAGAAGAGGCUGAAGCUGCCAUGAACACCGUUAGAGAUGAAGAAAUCAAAGAGCAAACACAAGAACUGGAAAACAACAGAAGCAUGUUACUGGCAGAAAGACAAGAACUGGAACUUCUGAGGAAGGAUCUGAAAAAUAAGAAGGAAGAGGUUGAAGCUGCCGCAAAAUCUAUCAGCAAAGAGAGAGAACAAGUCAGCCGCAUGAGAAGUAGUGCUGACGUGGAAAGACAAAUGCUUAAGAAAGAAAAGGACAGACUGGAAGGGGAAAGGUCUAAUCUGGAAACAAGGGAAGAACAACUUUUGGGUAAUAUCAAAUCAAUGGAAAAACACGAAGAACAAGAACUCAAAGAUGAGGAGCUCACAAGACAAACACAGGAACUGGAAACCAGUAAGAACAGUAUACUGGCAGAAAGAGAAGAACUGGAACUGUUGAGGAAGGAUCUCAACAAGAAGAAAGAAGAGGCUGAAGCUGCCAUGAACAAGAUUGGUGUAGAAAGAGAACAAGUCAAUCAGAUGAAGAGUAAUACUGACAUGGACAGACAAAUGCUCGAGAAAGAAAAGGACAGACUGGAAGAAGAAAAGUCUGAGCUGAAAAUGAGAGAAAAUCAACUCUUGGUUAAAAUCAAAUCAAUGAAAACCUUGAAGGACCAUCUACAACAGCUGAAUGAAAGGAUGAGUGAAGAUGUGAAAAACAGGAUGGUAAGAGUGGAACAAAGCACUGAAGAUGUGCUAAAGCUGUACACGGUAUUAGAAGAAAAACUUGUGGCUCUAGGUGAACAGCAACAUAACUUGGUUCGUAACACUGAGCUGUUAGAGCAGGAAAAGGAAAAUCUGACAAAGCUGAAGCAAGACAGAGAGGAUCUGGAUAGAGAGAGAGAUUUUAGGAACAAAGAGGAAGUGGACUUGGAGCUGAUGAAGGCUGACAUCCUGAAACAAAGUGACACAUUAAAACAAGCCCUACAAGAUGUUAAAGAGGAACGAAACAAAUUAGAAAUCACAAAGUCUGAGCUACAGAUAAAGAACGUACAUACAAACAGUCAGUUUGAUGAGAUUGAAAGAGAGAAAAGCAACAUUAAAGAUCUGACCCUUCAGCUUCAGACAGAAAGAGACAAACUUAAGAAUGCCAUGAACAUGAUUAACUUAAAAAGAGAAGAACAAGACCUCAAAGAUGAGGAGCUCACAAGACAAACACAGGAGCUGGAAACCAGUAAGAACAGUAUACUGGCAGAAAGAGAAGAACUGGAACUGUUGAGGAAGGAUCUCAACAAGAAGAAAGAAGAGGCUGAAGCUGCCAUGAACACCAUCAUUGUAGAAAGAGAACAAGUCAGUCAGAUGAAGAGUAAUACUGACAUGGACAGACAAAUGCUCGAGAAAGAAAAGGACAGACUGGAAGAAGAAAAGUCUGAGCUGAAAAUAAGAGAAGAUCAGCUCCUCAAUAAAAACCAUGUCAAUGGAAACUGUGAACAGCAAGAAAACAUCGUUCAUAACACUGAGCUGUUAAAGCAGGAAAAGAAAAACCUGACAAGUGUAGUGUCAGAGAUGAUCAUCCAGGGAAAAGACAGGGAAAAUCAAUGGAAACAGAAAUUUGAUUUGGAGAAACAAUAUCUUGAAAAUCUUGAGGCAGAGCUGAAGCACAGCAGAGAGAAACUGGACAGAGAGAAUGAGAUGAUGAACAUAGAGAAACUGGACUUGGAGCUGAUGAAGUCUGACAUCCUGAAACAAAGUGACACAUUAAAACAAGCCCUACAAGAUGUGAAGGAGGAAAGAGAUAAAAUGGACAUCACAAAGUCUGAGCUACAAAAGAAGAAGGAACAUUUAGACACUUCAGACAGAAAGAGACAAACUUACGAAUGGGAUGAAAAUGAUCACUUGAAACAAGGAGAACAAGAACUCAAAGAUGAGGAGCUCACAAGACAAACAGAGGAACUGGAAACCAGUAAGAACAGUAUACUGGCAGAAAGAGAAGAACUGGAACUGUUGAGGAAGGAUCUCAACAAGAAGAAAGAAGAGGCUGAAGCUGCCAUGAACACCAUCAUUGUAGAAAGAGAACAAGUCAGUCAGAUGAAGAGUAAUACUGACAUGGACAGACAAAUGCUCGAGAAAGAAAAGGACAGACUGGAAGAAGAAAAGUCUGAGCUGAAAAUGAGAGAAAAUCAACUCUUGGAUAAAAUCAAAUCAAUGAAAACCUUGAAGGACCAUCUACAACAGCUGAAUGAAAGGAUGAGUGAAGAUGUGAAAAACAGGAUGGUAAGAGUGGAACAAAGCACUGAAGAUGUGCUAAAGCUGUACACGGUAUUAGAAGAAAAACUUGUGGCUCUAGGUGAACAGCAACAUAACUUGGUUCGUAACACUGAGCUGUUAGAGCAGGAAAAGGAAAAUCUGACAAGUAUACUGUCAGAGAUGAUCAUCCAGAGGAAAGAAAAGGAAAAUCAAUGGAAGCAGAAGUUUGAGUUGGAAAAACAAUAUCUUGAAAAUCUGAGGGCAGAGCUGAAGCAAGACAGAGAGGAUCUGGAUAGAGAGAGAGAUUUUAGGAACAAAGAGGAAGUGGACUUGGAGCUGAUGAAGGCUGACAUCCUGAAACAAAGUGACACAUUAAAACAAGCCCUACAAGAUGUUAAAGAGGAACGAAACAAAUUAGAAAUCACAAAGUCUGAGCUACAGAUAAAGAACGUACAUACAAACAGUCAGUUUGAUGAGAUUGAAAGAGAGAAAAGCAACAUUAAAGAUCUGACCCUUCAGCUUCAGACAGAAAGAGACAAACUUAAGAAUGCCAUGAACAUGAUUAACUUAAAAAGAGAAGAACAAGACCUCAAAGAUGAGGAGCUCACAAGACAAACACAGGAACUGGAAACCAGUAAGAACAGUAUACUGGCAGAAAGAGAAGAACUGGAACUGUUGAGGAAGGAUCUCAACAAGAAGAAAGAAGAGGCUGAAGCUGCCAUGAACACCAUCAUUGUAGAAAGAGAACAAGUCAGUCAGAUGAAGAGUAAUACUGACAUGGACAGACAAAUGCUCGAGAAAGAAAAGGACAGACUGGAAGAAGAAAAGUCUGAGCUGAAAAUGAGAGAAGAUCAGCUCCUGGAUAAAAUCACUGCAAUGGAAAAUGUUAGGAAAAAUUUUCAACAGUUAAAUGAAAGGAUGAGUGAAGAGAUGAAACACAAAAUCAUGAAACUGGAACAAAACAAUAAAGAAGUACUGAGACUGUUUGGUGUUUUGGAGCAAAAGCAUGAGGCUCUGGAUAAACAGAAAGAAAAUAUUUCAGGUUACACUGAGAUAUUAGAGAGAGUAAGGGAAGGGUUGAGGAGUGUGCUGUCAGAUGUUGCCACUCAUAGACAAGAACUUGAAAAUCGACUGAAACAGGAAGCUUUGUUGGAAAUGACACAUCUUAUCAAACUGAAGGCAGAGCUGAAGCAAGACAGAGAGAAUCUGGACAGAGAGAGUGAGAUCAUGAAUAAAGAAAAAUUGGACUUGGAGCUGAUAAGGUCUGACAUCCUGACACAAAGUGACACAUUAACACAAGCUAUACAAGAUCUAAAAGAGGAAAGAGACACUUUAAAAGUCAAAAUGUCAAAGUUACAAAGGAAGACAGAAGAUGCAGAGAGUCAGUUGGAUGCGAUUAAUACAGAGAAAAUCAACAUUAAAGAUCUGAUCCUUCAGCUUCAGACAGAAAGAGACAAACUUAAGAACGCCAUGAACAUGAUUAACUUGAAACAAGAACAACAGGAACUCAAAGACAAGGAGUUAAAAAGUCAAACACAGGAACUGGAAACCAGUAAGAACAGAGUACGGGCAGAAAGAGAAGAACUGGAACUUUUGAGGAAGGAUCUCAACAAGAAGAAAGAAAAGGUUGACGUAGCCAUCAGUGGUGAAAGAGAGCAACUUACUGAUAUGAAGACUGAUGGUGAGAGGGAAAUGCUUUCAAAUGACGAUGAAAGAGCAAAAGAACUGUCUGAGCUGAACAUGAAAAUGGAUCAGUUAAAUAGUAAAAUGAAAUCCAUGGAAACUCUGAAGACAAAACUCCAUCAUGUCAAUGAAUCAACACAAGAAGUUCUUAAAACCAAAAUGAAAAAGUUAACACAACAAAUGGAAGCUGUACAAAAACUGUGCAUUGUGUUGGAGCAAAAGCAAAAAGAACUCAAUGAAGACAAAAACAAGUUGCCUGGUUACAUUCAAGACUUUAAAAGAGAAAGGCAAGGUCUUUUCACAAUGAAGUCAGCAAUGUUGCAAAACAGAAAUGAAAUGGAGACUCAAGGUAUGAUGAUGGCUGUUUUGGAAACGCAAGAUGCUGAUGAAUAUAAGACAAAGAUGACUCAAGAGAGAGCAGACCAGAAAAGUGUCCAUCACAUUAUGACCAAAGAGAACCUGGAAUUGGAGCUGAUGAGGUUUGACAUGAAGAAGCAAGUUAACCUCUUAGAACGAGACAUACAAGAACUGAAAGAGAGAAAAGAUGUGCUUCAGAUGACAAUGUCUCAGCUACAAGACGAGACAGAACACAUCCACCACUUCCUCGAUGGGAUAAACAGUGAAUCAAAUAACAUUAAAGAGACGGCCCUUCAGGUUCAAUCGGAGAGGGAAAAAGUUCAGAACGUGAUGAAAUUUAUUAUUUUGAAACAAAAAGAACUAUUUCUCAAAUUUGCCGAAAUCAAGGAGCAAGUGCAAAAACUGCAAAAUGACAGGAGCAUGGUACAAGCAGAAAGAGACGAACUGGAGCUCUUGAGGAAGGAUCUCAAGAGGAGGAAAGAAGAGGCUGAAGCUGCCAUGAACACCAUCAGUGUAGAAAAAGAAAACAUGAAUCAGAUGAAAAGCAGUGCUGACAUGGAAAGACAAACAUUUCAGAAUGAAAAGGACGUAUUGGAAAGAGAAAGGUCUGAACUGAAAGUAAGAGAAGAUCAACUCUUGAAUAAAAUGAAAGCAGUGGAAGCUCUGAGAGAAAAACUUCAGCAGCUGAAUGAAAGGAUGAGUGAAGUCAUGACAGAAAAAAUCAUCAGACUAGAACAAAACAACAAAGAUGCACUAAUGCUGUACACUGUGUUGGAACAAAAACUCGCAGCUCUAAAUAUGCAGCAAGAACACAUGCUUCCCAACACCGAGCUCUUGCAGCAAGAAAAGAAAAGGCUGAGAAAUAUACUGUCAAUCAUGGCCAUUCAAAGAGAAGAAAAGGAAAACCAACUGAAGCAGAAGUUUGAAUUGGAACAACGAUCUUUUGAAAAUCUAAAGGCAGAAUGGAGGAGAAACAGAGAGGAUCUGGACAGAGAAAGAGACAUUGUGAAACAAGAGAAAAUGGACUUGAAAUUUAGGAGGUCUGGCAUCGUGAAAGACAGUGACACAUUAAAACAAGCCAUACAAGAUAUGAAAGAGCAACAAAACAAAUUGGAAAUCACAAAGUCUGAGCUUCAGAAGAAGAAUGAAUAUGCAAUCAGUCAGUUUGAUGAGAUUGAAAGAGAGAAAAGCAACAUUAAAGAUCUGACCCUUCAGCUUCAGUCAGAAAGAGACAAACUUAAGAAUGCCAUGAACACGAUUAACUUAAAAAGAGAAGAACAAGACCUCAAAGAUGAGGAGCUCACAAGACAAACACAGGAACUGGAAACCAGAAAGAAUAAUGUAUUGGCUGAAAGACAAGAGCUGGAGCUUUUGAAGAAGGAUCUUGACAAAACAACAGAAGAGGUUGAAGCUGCCAUGAACACCAUCAGGGGAGAAAGAGAACAAAUUAAUCAGAUAAAGAGUGGUACCGACAUGGACAGACAAAUGCUCAAGAAUGAAAAGGACAGAAUAGAAGUAGAAAGAUCUGAGCUGAGGAUAAGAGAAGAUCAACUCUUGGAUAAAAUUACAUCAAUGGAAAUUUUGAGAGAGAAACUUCAAGACCUGAAUGAAAGGAUGAGUGUAAACAUGAAAUACAAAAUAAUGAGACUGGAACAAAACAGUGAAGAAGUGCUGAGACUGUUUAGUGUUUUGGAGCAAAAGUUUGAGGAUCUGGAUAAACAGAAAGAAAAUAUGUCAGGUUACACUGAGAUAUUAGAGAGAGAAAGACAAGAGCUGCAGUAUGUGUUAUCAGAUAUUGUCACUAAAAGAGAAGAAAAUGAAAAUCACCUGAAACAGGAAACUUUGUUGGAAAAGACACAUCUUAUGAAACUGAAGGCAGAGUUGAUGCAAGAGAAAGAGAAUCUGGACAGAGAGGGUGAGAAAAUGAACAAAGAAAAAACAGACUUGGAGCUGAUGAGGUCUGACAUCCUAAAACAAAGUGACACAUUAAAACAAGUGAUGGAGGAUAUAAAACAGGAAAGAGACAAAUUAGAAGUCACUAAGUCUGAGAUACAAAAGAAGACAGAACAUGCAGACAGUCAGUUUGAAGAGAUUGAUAGAGAAAAAAGGAACAUUAAAGAUCUGACUCUUCAGCUUCAGGUGGAAAGAGAUGACCUUUUCUUUCAACAAGAAGAACAGAAACUUAAGGAUGAUGAGUUAAAAAGACAAACACAAGAACUGGAAACUAUCAAGAACAGUAUACUGGCAGAAAGGGACGAACUGAAACUUUUGAGGAAGGAUCUCAACAAGAAGAAAGAAGAGGCUGAAGCUGAGAUGAACACCAUCAUUGUAGAAAGAGAACAAGUCAGUCAGUUAAAGAGUAAUACUGACAUGGACAGACAAAUGCUUGAGAAUGAAAAGAAAAGAAUGGAAGAAGAAAAGUCUGAGCUGAAAAUGAGAGAAGAUCAACUCUUGGAAAAAACAGAAUCAGUGGAAACUCUGAGGGGAAAAAUUCAACAACUGAAUGAAAGGAUGAGUGAAGAAAUGAAACACAAAACCAUCAAACUGGAACAAAGCAAUGAAGAUGUGCUAAAGCUGUACACUGUAUUGGAAAUAAAUCUUGCAGCUCUAGGUGAACAGCAACAUAACUUGGUUCAUAACACUGAGCUGUUAGAGCAGGAAAAGGAAAAUCUGACAAGUAUACUGUCAGAGAUGAUCAUCCAGGGAAAAGACAGGGAAAAUCAAUGGAAGCAGAAAUUUGAAUUGGAAAAACAAUAUCUUGAAAAUUUGAAGGUGGAGCUGAAGCAAGACAGAGAGGAUCUGGAUAAACAGAAUAAGAUGAUGAAGAAGGAGAUUCUGGACUUCGAGCUGAGUAAGUCUAACAUCCUGAAAGAAAGAGAUACAUUAAAACAAGCAAUACAAGACAUGAAAGAGGAACAAAACAAAUUGGAAAUCAUAAAAUCUGAGCUGCAAAAGAAGAAAGAAGAUGCAGACAGUCAGUUCAAUGUGAUUAAUGCAGGCAAAAGCAACCUUAGAGAUCUGACCCUUCAGCUUCAGACAGAAAGAGACAAACUUAAGAAUGCCAUGAACAUGAUUAACUUAAAAAGAGAAGAACAAGACCUCAAAGAUGAGGAGCUCACAAGACAAACACAGGAACUGGAAACCAGUAAGAACAGUAUACUGGCAGAAAGAGAAGAACUGGAACUGUUGAGGAAGGAUCUCAACAAAAGGGAAGAGGAGGUUGAACUUGACAUGAAAACCAUCAGUAGAGAGAGAGAACAAGUCAGUCAGAUGAAGUGUAGUACUGACAUGGACAGACAAAUGCUCCAGAAUGAAAGGAACCAAAUGGAAGCAGAAAGUUCUGAGCUGAAAAAAAGAGAGGAUCAACUUGUGGAUAAAAUCAAGUCAAUGAGAGAAAAACUUCAAAAGCUGAAUGAAAGGAUGUGUGUUGACAUGAAUAGCAAAUUCAUCAGACAGGAACAAAACAAUGAAGAACUACUGAGAAUGUUCAGUGUUUUGGAGCAAAAGCAUGAGGAUCUGGAUAAACAGAAAGAAAAUAUUUCAGGUUACACUGAGAUAUUAGAGAGAGAAAGGGAACGGCUGAGGAGUGUGUUGUCAGAAAUUGUCAUUCAGAGACAAGAAAUUGAGAAUCAACAGAAGCAGGAGGCUAUGAUGGAAAAGACACAUUUUAUUAAAAUGACGGCAGAGCUGGAGCAGGAAAAGGAAGAUCUGGAUAGAGAGAGUGAGAUUAUGUAUAAAGACAAAGUAGACUUGGCCUUGAUGAGGUCUGACAUCCUGAAACAAAGUGACACACUUAAACAAGCUUUGCAAGAUGUAAAAGAGGAAAGAGACAAAUUGGAAAUUGCAAAAUGUGAACUUCAAAUGAAGAAGGAAGAUGCAGACCGUCAGAUUGAUGAGAUCAGUGAAGAGAAAAGCAACAUAAAGGUUUUGGCCCAAAAGCUUAAGUCAGAAAGAGACAAAUUUGAGAAAGCCAUGAACAUGAUUAUCUUCAAAAGAGAGGAACAAGAACUAAAGGACGAGGAGUACAAAAUACAAACACAGGAACUGGAAAACAGCAAGAACAGUUUACUGAUAGAAAGAGAAGAACUGGAACUUUUGAGGAAGGAUCUCAACAAGAGAAAAGAGGAGUUUGAAGCUGCCAUAAACAAAAUCAGUGAAGAAAGAGAACAAGUCAGUCAGAUGAAGAGUAGGACUGACGUCGACAGACAAAUCCUCGAGAAUGAAAAGGGCAGACUAGAAGUAGAGAGGUCUGAGCUUAAAAUAAGGGAAGAUCAACUCUUGAAUAAAAUUACGUCAAUGAAACCUCUAAGAGAAAAACUUCGACUGCUGAAUGAAAAAAUGAGUGUAGACAUAAGCAAAAUCAUCAGAUUGGAACAAAACAAUGAAGAAAUACUGAGACUGUUUGGUGUUUUGGAACAAAGGCUUGAGGCUCUGGAUAAACAGAAAAAAAAUAUGUCAGUUUACACUGAGAUACUAGAGAGAGAAAGAGAAGGGUUGAGGAUUGUGUUGUCAGAAAUUGUCAUUCAGAGACAAGAAAUUGAAAAUGGAUUGAAACAGGAGGCUAUGAUGGAAAAGAAACACCUUAUCAAACUGGAGGCAAAGCUGAAACAGGACAGAGAGAAUCUGGACAAAGAAAAUGAAUCAAUAAACAAAGAGAAAUUAGAAAUGGAGCUGAUGAGAUCUGAUAUCCUGAAACAAAGUCAUGCAUUAAAACAAUUGGUACAAGAUAUGAAGGAGCAAAGAAACAAAUUGGAAAUCACAAAGUCUGAGCUACAAAAGAAGAAAGAAGAUGCAGACAGUCAGUUUGAUGAGAUUAUUAAAGAGAAAAGUAACUUUAAAAAUCUAACCCUUCAGCUUCAGACAGAAAGAGACAAACUUGAGACUGUCAUGAACAUGAUUAUCUUAAAACACAAAGAACAAGAACUCAAGGAUGAGGAGUUCAAAAGACAAACACAGGACCUGGAAACCAGUAAGAACAGUGUACUGGCAGAAAGAGAAGAACUGGAACAUUUGAAGAAGGAUCUCAACAAGAAGAAAGAAGAGGCUGAAGCUGCCAUGAAACAAAGUGACACCCUAAAACAAGCGUUACAAGAUAUGAACGAGGAAAGAGACAAACUGAGAAUCACAACAUCUGAAUUACAAAAGAGGUUAGAAGAUACAGACAGUCAAUUCAAUGAGAUUAACCGAGAAAAAAACAACCUUAAAUAUCUGACCCUUCAGCUUCAGACAGACAGAGAGCAAUUUGAGGAUGCCAUGAACAUGUUUAUCUUAAAACAAGGAGAACAAAAACUCAAGGACGAAGAGUUCAUGAGAGAAACACAAGAACUGGAAACCAGUAAGAACAGUAUACUGGCAGAAAGAGAAGAACUGGAACUGUUGAGGAAGGAUCUCAACAAGAAGAAAGAAGAGGCUGAAGCUGCCAUGAACACCGUUAGAGGUGAAAGAGAACAAGUCACUAAAAUGAAGGCUGAAGUUAACAGGGAGAGGGAACUGAUUUCAAAUGAUGAUGAAAGAGCAAAGGAACUUUCUGAGCUGAACAUUAAAGUGGAUCAACUGAAUAGCAAAAUGAAAUUUAUGGAAACACUUAGAGCAAAACUCAAACGUUUCAAUGAAACAACACAAGAAGUUCUGAAAUCAAAAAUGGAGAAAUUAGUACGACACACUGAAGAUGUGCAAACAUUGUGCAUCGCAUUGGAACAAAAGCAAACAGAACUUGAUGAAGACAAAAACAAGUUACCUGGUUACAUACAAGAGCUCAAAAGAGAAAAACAAGGCCUGAUCACAAUGAUAUCAGAUAUGUUCCAAUCAAAUGAAAUGGAAGAUCAGGGAAAGAUAAAGCCUGUAUUUCAAAGACAAGAGGGUGAAAAACUUGAGACAGAGAUGCCCCGAGACAGAGGAUCAGAAAAGUAUGAAUGA